Gopherus evgoodei (Goodes thornscrub tortoise) is the source of this 487-nucleotide messenger RNA. RefSeq names its product PIGB opposite strand 1 (gene PIGBOS1). Bases 190 to 351 code for a protein of 53 amino acids. The transcript is spliced from 2 exons. Lineage: Eukaryota; Metazoa; Chordata; Testudines; Testudinidae. The record is from RefSeq and is a predicted model, not a curated record.
UAGUGUAUUGCCAUUGAAAGCCGGAUUGCCGUGAGCUAAGGCAGCGUGCCCCCGUGUGGGGGCAUUGCCUCGGGGGAGACACUAACUGCGAACGGACACAGCAGUAUCUGAAGAUUUUGCUUGGCUACUCAGAUGUCUUUAGAGUAUCUCUGAAGACAGGUGUGGCAAGUUACAGCUUUGGCUGUUAAAAUGUAUGGUAAAGUGCCAUUACCACAUAUCUUUCUGGGGGCUCUCCUUGGAGUUGCAGGAGGAUUCUACAUCUAUAAACCAAUAUUUGAACAAUAUCACAGAAAACAGAAUAAAUUAAAAGAAAAGCUGCAAGCACCAGAACUAGAAGAGAAGAAAGAAUAGCAGAGAUUACAUGGAGCUGUUUGGACACUGUAAACUCUUGUUCUGAGAUCAAAACAAAAUGAUAACGUAGUCUAUUCUUCAAAAUGAAACUGGUUUAUCUUGAUGAAGAAUAAAUAUGCUUUUUAAUUAAUGUAAA